Molecule: messenger RNA, 1986 nt
Organism: Guillardia theta CCMP2712
Lineage: Eukaryota; Cryptophyceae; Pyrenomonadales; Geminigeraceae
Exons: 4
Biological process (GO): vesicle transport along actin filament; actin filament organization
Cellular component (GO): myosin complex; cytoplasm; vesicle
Molecular function (GO): microfilament motor activity; actin filament binding; ATP binding
Source: RefSeq, a predicted model, not a curated record
AUGAAACCAGAGACGAACGUGCUUGCUCAUUUCCUGCCCUUUGACGAGAACAAGGUUUACGAAGACCUCACUGAGAUGACUAAGAUCCACCUCCCGUCUCUCCUACAGAACGUUGAGUUCCGCUUUCUGUCUGAGAAGAUCUACAGCUACAUCGGAAACAUGCUUUUAGCUGUCAACCCGUACAAGCAUCUUGACAUGCCUGUACCGGGCUACGACCAUCCCAUCGGAAUGUACGACAAGGAGGUGCGGCGAUACUAUGCGAGUCUGCAAGGAAACACACGCCAGCAAGGUGUGAGGUCGCACGUGUUUGUGGUAGCAGACAACGCGUACAGAAACCUGAGUGCAGAGCAUCAGAACCAGUCGGUGGUGAUCAGCGGAGAGAGUGGAGCAGGAAAGACAAAGUCAGCCCGAGAGGUUCUCUGCUACAUUGUGGAGGUUGCUUCAGGAAUGUACAAGAACAAGGGAGGGAGCAUAGAGGGAGGGAAACGAGCAGAGUCUCUGGUGGGAAAGAUCACGAUGAAUAAUGUCAUCUUCGAGGCCUUCGGGAAUGCAAAGACGCUGAGGAAUGACAACUCAAGCAGGUUCGGCAAGUACCUAGAGCUCUGCUUCGACAGCAGCGGGGAGACGGUUGAAGGGGCUCAAGUACAGACUUACUUGCUGGAGAAAUCGAGAGUCACGUUCCAGUCAAAGGGAGAGCGAAGUUUCCACGUGUUCUACAUGAUGCUGGCGGGGCUGCAGGACAAGAGCACGAGAAGAUCACUCAGAUUGCGAGAGAUGAAGGAGUACAAGUUCCUCGGAGGUGAGCAGGGGACCUUCGAGGCAGAAGAUGCCUACGAGGGGAACCUGAGCGAGGCAGAGCAGUGGAACAUGUUGCAGACUGCGAUCUGUGAGAUGGGGAUGGCGGAAGAUCUCCUUGCUAUCUUUCGGAUCCUCUCCUUCAUCCUCCUCCUCGGCAACCUCGAGUUCGAAGACGAGGUUCAGAGCGGAACGCCAUGGGCACGAGUGACCUCCAGCUCCCGACAGUUCCUAGAGGAUGCGGCACAUGUGGUUCAAUGUGGGUCGGCUGAGCUCGAGGAGGCGCUGACGAUCAAGAAGGAGGACAGCAUGUUUGGUCGGGUACCUCUCAACUCCAGUCAAGCAGCGAACAACCGGGACUCGCUUGCAAAGCUCGUGUAUUGCGAGCUCUUCUCCUGGCUGAGGGAGAAUGUCAACAUGGAGCUCGUGAGGGAGAACGAGCAGGAUGCAGCUUCCUCCGCUUCCUCUUCUCUCUCUAUCGGGCUCCUCGAUAUCUUCGGCUUCGAGUCUUUCUCCUUCUACGACAAGCACCAAAAGUGCUGGAUGUCGGCGAACAGCCUCGAGCAGCUCUGCAUCAACUUUGCCAAUGAAAGUCUACAAGUGUUGUUCAACAAGAAGGUGCUGGAGGCUGAUAAGAAGCUGUAUGAGAGCGAGUUCGAAGGAAACGACAUGCCUGAUGUGCAGCUGGACCAGGAGAGUCUGCUGGCGCUCCGAUGGAUUGAGACGACGUUCUCCAAGCUCGCAGACUUCUGCAGAGAGGCAGAGAGGAGAGACGAGUAUGACAAGAUGGGGAAGGAGUUCAUCGAUCGGCGGUUCUUCCCAACCUCCAACUCGUUCGUCAUCACCCAUUAUGCUGAUGACGUGGAGUACUGUAUCGACCACAUGAUCGAGAAGAACAUCGACAAAGGCCACGUCUUCCUCCGCAUGCUCUUUUCUACUCCUGUACGAGCAGGGAAGCUAGCAGACAAAGUGACUUCAAGUCCAUCCGUCAGGUCAAAGCUGCAGACCGUUGCAGGAACCUUCAAGCGCCAGCUGAGAAAGGGACUGAUCCCAACGCUGGAAGACACGCACAUGCACUUCGUGCGAUGCGUCAAACCCAACGAUCACAAGAGGUCGCUGAUGUUCGAACGAGCCAAAGUCGCAGGUCAGUUGUCAAGUAACGGCGUCGUGCAGGCCGUCAAACUCGCACAG